Prorocentrum cordatum is the source of this 2283-nucleotide messenger RNA. Lineage: Eukaryota; Dinophyceae; Prorocentrales; Prorocentraceae. The record is from the annotation of a GenBank genome assembly.
AUGGACUCCACCGCAAUGUUUCGCGAGGUCGCCCUGUGCGGGUUGGCGCAGGAGCAGGGCAUCGCCGCUCUACGGGCGUGCCUCGCCGACGCUCGCGGCGAUGAGACACUUCGCUUCACCGAGAUCACUUCUGCCAUGGCACGUCGUGCUGUCGUGUGGGGCGAUUCCUCGGCGUGGGGUGAUAUAAAGGUUGUUCUCCAGACUCGCUUGGCCCCCGGCUCUCGGCCGUUGCCAUCUGAAGUCAUCGCCGUCUGUGCUGCCCAUUUCCGCGACGCAGAUUUCAUCGUUCCCGACCCCAAGGAGGACGCUGUCAUUGUCCAUGGUGGGCUGGACAACGGGUACGGGUCCGCGGAGGAUGGGUGCCACUUCUUGCCGCUGCUCCAUGUCGACGAGUACCGCCUGUUGCCCCCGUGCUCGUCACCGAAAUGGGCCGACAUGGCGGCGGCCGUCGCCGCUCGCAGUGGUGAUCUCGCGCUGGAGUCGCGCGUCCGUGACGGGGGCGACUGCUACUUCCACGCGCUUCUCGUCCUCCUGCAUUUCCGGGGCGUGCUCAUGCUCGCGCCGAGCGGCGUGUCCGCGGCCCCGGGGGGAGCGAGUGCCAGUCUUCGCGUCCCGGACCCCACGGGCGAGAGCGUCGCCGCAUUGCAGGCCAAAGUCGAAGGGCUCCCAGAGGACGAGGCAUCGAACGCGAUCGAAGAGUUCCUGUUUCCUGACAUCGUCUUCGAGGGUUUUAAGACGAAGGAGGAGGUUUACGAGACAGUGCGCCAGAGGGUCAUGAAGGCGUGGGAGGACACCCGGUCUCACCGCCAGAUUGCCAGCGAGCUGGAUUUCGAUUUGCGCACCAUCGCGCCGAAGCUGUUGGCGGACGCCGUGCACACCGCAGCAAAGGCCCGGGGUCUCUCUGCGGAGGCGCUGCUCUCUGCCGUGGAGUGCAACAUGGGUUUCAUCGAGGCGCCCGGAACAAAGUUGACGCACUUGCGGCAGUCAGGUCAUUGCAUUUCCCCUGGCCAGCCCCUCUUGAUCGGCAGCGCGUCCUCCACGCGGAAGUCGGCCUUGAUGCAGUGCACGGACAAGUGGUUGACGCAGGUCCCGGAGGCCUCCCCUGUUUUCAAAGACAAGUUGGUCAUGAACACGGCCGCAAACACGUUCCAGACGCCCUUCAGCGACGUGGAGUCCGGGGUGCACUAUCUCAGCUGCGCGAAGCUUAACACGUGGACGCAGAGCGAGCACGACGGACCGGCGACUGGCAACGGCAAGGUGUCUUUGGACAAUUACAAUUUCAUGCUCAAGUGCGCGGGCCAGACAGAGGUCGUCGAGUUUAUCGUCAUGCCGAAAGUGCACGGGUUCCAGAAGCGCAUGCAGACGGACGUGUGCGCGGGCGACGGGGUCGAUUCCGAACAGAGCGACUCCUUCAUCGAGCGUCUGCACGGGUGGAUGCACGAGCAGUGUUCUGAUGUCGCCGGCGUUCUCUCGCUCGACGGCUUCGCCUACACCAUAUACCGUGCUGCGAAGCAGGCUUUUGAUGAUAUCUGUCAGACCGUGCCAAUGCCGCCGGCAUUCAAGACGAAGUUGAAUUUCUUUCACAGCGACUUGCUUCGCGCAACGCACCGGGUGCACCGCGGGAACCAGUUCGCCAGGCUUUUCAUCGCCCGGCAUGCUGCCCAGGGCGACGACGCCCUGGCGUCGCAACCGCCUUUUGAUUCUGCUUGCGAACGUUGUCUUCCCAGUGUGAACGAAAUCACGAUGGGGCUCCACAAGGUUCUCCGCCAAAUUGAACUUCACUUCGGGUUGUAUCGCUUCCACGUCGCCCACGCUGCCGAGGGCUACCAUCGCUCCGGCGGCGACGGCAGGUGCGCAGGCGGAUCUUCGGCGGCCGUGCUGGCCGCUCCUGACGUCGCGGAGAUAGCGAUGAGGGCCCUCAUGCCGUCCGAGCUGAUGCGGCAGUUCCUGCUCACUCGCGCUCCCAAGGGGCAGAUUUUCACGGAGGCGGAUGCGAGGCAGUGGCUCAGGAAUAAGAGGGACACGUGGUUCAGAACGGACCUGGCAAAGAAGAUCUCCGACGGCUUGACAGCGCUGGUCGCGGCUAAUCUCCUGGACAGGGUCGCGGACUCCGCCGAUGCGGGGGACUCCACGCAGAGGGCCAAGGCGGCGCAAGGCAAGCGCAAGGGCAACCCCAAGGGCAAGGGCAUGUUCAAGAAGCGGAAGCUCGAGGAGAUCGUUGCGGACGCAGAUGCCACGGAGGAACGGAAGCGCCUGCGGGUGAGCACGAGCGAAUUCGAGUGA